This is a messenger RNA of Penicillium alfredii, 648 nucleotides long. RefSeq lists its product as uncharacterized. The record is from RefSeq and is a predicted model, not a curated record. The transcript has a single exon. Bases 1 to 648 code for a protein of 215 amino acids. Lineage: Eukaryota; Fungi; Ascomycota; Eurotiomycetes; Eurotiales; Aspergillaceae.
AUGGCUCCCUCUAAGCCUGUCCUCCAUCCUCUCAAAACACCCAAGUCAAUGACCUUCCCCUCCGAGAUGCACGACAGCCCUCUCACUGCUGGGUCUGAGCCCAUCAAGCGCGAAGAGGGAGGAAGUGCGACACCAAUCACCCCACCACUUGCCUAUACGGAGUUUCUCAAAGCCCUCACGCCAGCCUUCAGUCCAGCGAGCGCCAGCACCGAAUUCCGAAGGUUCACCUUUGAAAAGCGCCGACCUUCACCAAUCUCUAUACCCUCAAGUGCAACUAGCACGCCGCUGUCUGCCGGUCCUAAGACGACUAGUGCUGCCAUCCCGCCCCCAUCACCUGCUGUCGCUAGCCCGCAGUCUGCUAAGCUUCCCACCACCACCCUCCGACGUCUGCGGAUUCCCCCAUCGUGCGCCUGGUCGCCUGUGUCCGAUUCCCCUCAAAGUGCGCGCACUAUCCGGUCUCCUUUUUCCCCUUCAGACUGGAAGGUUCGAUACGUUGAGACCCCGAGAAGUGCGGGCGGAAAGUCUGUCAGCGUGCGACAAGUCGUCACUCGGACUGUGACAUAUAAGCGCACACCUCUGGACCCUCCCCCCAAGGGAAAGGGCAAGCGGCGAAAGACUAGUGAAACUAGUGACACCCGGGAUACCUAA